AUGGACCUCACGCAGCCUGAAGAACACGCGUCCCCCACGCACCCCACCUCCGUCUUUGCAUCACUACACCGCAAACCACACCAGGCUCCGAAUCGAGCUUCCGACCUUCACGACUCUCGCGAAACAGCCGUGAAAUCUGCAAAGCGUUAUCUUCUCCAACGCAUUCGCGAUGACUGGACAUACGAACACCAAUCCGACACUCCCAGCUCCCCUGCCUCAUUACACAUCCACACGGAAGAGCAAUCGUCACAAGUGUCGCCAGCUACACGUGUGACCACCGCGAGCAAGGAGCUUCAGGCUGAUGCCCGCGAGGUGCGGGAAUGGCGGGAACGUGAACAGGAUAGUUCUUGUUCAGAGGCUGGGGUAGGGGUUGGACUAGGGGCUGGCCAACGCGGGGAUCUACCAUCUACAUUUACGACGAGUGACCCGUACCGGUUUGAGUCACCUGAUGCGGUGGAGCUGAGCAUGUUCGAAAGAAAGAGGAAGCGGAGGAGGGUUGUUGAGGAGGAGAUGGCGUGGAAUGAAGGUUUGAGGGUAUGGAUGGAGAGACGGGAUGCAUGGACUGGGGCCAGGAUGCCGUCCACAGCUCCUAAAGGGGUAAAAGAGACCGUUAUGGGGAAUGCGGAAAGCAGUGGUGCGAGCACCGCUCAUGAAGAAAGCGAUGAUGCGGAGAUGGUUUCGCCGGCUUUUACGGGAGAUGGGAAGACUUCAUCAUCUGCCAACAGUCUGCAGAUACCAGAUGCUCCGCGGCCGUCUUCUGAGCGUCCUACGUCCCGUGGUGAACCGCUUGGUGCUGCGAUUCAAGAAGCAUCCUCACUGGUCACCAGCAAUGACAACGCCAGCAAAUUACACCUGGACUCAGAGGAGCCUCUUGUCCCCAUCGUCGAACCCCUCCUUCCACUCACAAACCCCAUUCGCGCGUCCAUAAAACCAUCCAUCUACCCAUCCAUCUACAGCAAAGUUGUCAUCCAGUCCCUCACCCCAGCCAUACCCAUAAACCUUUCAGAUGUGAUCAAAGCCCUAGUCCAAGGUUGGAAAGCUGACGGCGAAUGGCCACCCAAGCCAACCAUCACUCAUGACGUUCCUGUGGUGAAGAAGCAAUCGGCCAAAAUUGCCCCAGCUGAAGGCGCGGGGAUCUCGAGACGCUUAAGCGGCUCUAGUGUUACAGGAGCCAUGAAGAAGGUCCUGGGGCUGUCGGGUAUCCAUCCUGGCCGCCGUUUUCAUAUUCGUGGUGGAAGCCAGGGGGGCUCAACUGCUGGCGAGCCGCCUGCAUCAGGUGUUGCGUUUGGUGCGGCUACGGAAGCGCGCCAGCUUCCGCAGGACAAGUGA
This is a messenger RNA of Paracoccidioides brasiliensis Pb18, 1329 nucleotides long. RefSeq lists its product as uncharacterized. The transcript has a single exon. The coding region runs from base 1 to 1329 and encodes 442 amino acids. The record is from RefSeq and is a predicted model, not a curated record.